UGACGUGCCGAUUGCAGCAUUCAUCGACGCCCGGAAGCUUUAUGCCAUUCGGUGUCUUAGGCCCGCACCAAGCUGCCGUGCCGUAUGUCUUCUUUAUCUUGAGAUCCACCUUCCAACGGACUUGAAUUCUUGAGAAAUCUCCACAACUCCCUCUUUCUCUUCCUGACAACGAUACGCAUCAGCUGAGUCGAACCACACCGCAGAAGCAGAGCAGAGAGGCGAUCCAAGACGAUGCCGUCGCAUUCAGUCGUGCCCAUUGGCGGGCCCGCGUUCAUCUCGCCACUUAGUAGCGGACGCAUUCCGACGACGGUCGACACAGCUUCGAGGCUAUCGUCGAGCAGCGGAAGCAGCAGCAGCGACAGUAGCAGCAGCACAACGUCGUCGCCCUUGAGCCCCAGCGGGUCGGGCCAGCUCUCGUUGGGUGGUGGAAGUCAGAGCCCCACGUCGGAGAGCGAAGCGCGUCCCAAGAUGGAUGAUGCAAGCCUCGAAGCGGCAUUGGCCUAUUCGAAUGCACUCCGGCGGCAUACGCAACGGAUGUGGGAAAAGGAGCGGAGCAGCAUCGAGAAGGCCAAGGUCGAGGCGGCAGCAGAUGCCGUCCCUAGCAGCCCGUCUCAGAGCAACCGACAUCAAAGCGAGGCCGGGCCGGCACGGCGAUCCAGCUUGGGGUCCAGUCUCGGCCUUGACUCGAUCCUCUCACGGGGCCGGAAACGACACGCAAAGACGUCGAGCGUCGUGUAACGGACAAUCAAAAUCGCUUACAGGAAAGCGUCCAUCUCAUUACCAGCACAGUCCCACUCAACAUUAUCAUCUCUCUCUCACCAUAUGGAUGUAUCCAUCUCAAGAUUCAUGCUCAGGCUCCUGCCAUUCUCGGUCGUUACUUUCCCUCUGCUCUUUUCCUCGUCUCAUUGGGCACCACACACGGACAUUACCUCUUCUCGAUAGAUUCUAUCCAACCGUUGUAUCUACCUUUCCUCCUCUCUUGCUUUCUUCUGUACUUUUUCUUUCGACUUCUCAAUGUAUCAGGGCCUUUGUUUCUGCCAUC
This is a messenger RNA of Acaromyces ingoldii, 1042 nucleotides long. RefSeq lists its product as hypothetical. NCBI's taxonomy places the organism in Eukaryota, Fungi, Basidiomycota, Exobasidiomycetes, Exobasidiales, Cryptobasidiaceae. The coding region runs from base 232 to 738 and encodes 168 amino acids. The record is from RefSeq and is a predicted model, not a curated record. The transcript has a single exon.